This is a messenger RNA of Phycodurus eques (leafy seadragon), 2439 nucleotides long. It is a transcript of the gene atp6v1ab, whose product is annotated as ATPase H+ transporting V1 subunit Ab. Gene Ontology annotation, biological process: ATP metabolic process; proton transmembrane transport. Gene Ontology annotation, cellular component: proton-transporting V-type ATPase, V1 domain; lysosomal membrane. Lineage: Eukaryota; Metazoa; Chordata; Actinopteri; Syngnathiformes; Syngnathidae. Gene Ontology annotation, molecular function: proton-transporting ATPase activity, rotational mechanism; ATP hydrolysis activity; ATP binding. The record is from RefSeq and is a predicted model, not a curated record.
GCAGUGGCAGCUUCCGUCCAGUGAAUGAAGUCAGCUGACCUCAGCCUGCUGCUGUCACGCACCACAGCGCGCAUCGUUUUCACUCGAAGCACGACAGCAAAACACCGCUUCCCAACCACACGUUAGAACCCAGUGAAGAUGGACACAUCCAGGCUGCCCAAGAUCCGGGACGAGGACCGAGAGAGCCAGUUUGGAUACGUGCAUGGAGUCUCUGGACCAGUGGUGACGGCGACCGCCAUGGCAGGGGCAGCCAUGUACGAGCUGGUGCGCGUGGGCCACAGCGAACUGGUGGGAGAGAUCAUCCGGCUGGAAGGAGACAUGGCCACCAUCCAGGUCUAUGAAGAGACAUCCGGAGUGUCCGUCGGCGAUCCGGUGCUGCGUACCGGGAAGCCCCUCUCGGUGGAGCUGGGCCCGGGAAUCAUGGGCUCCAUCUUUGACGGCAUCCAGCGGCCCCUGAAGGACAUCAACGACCUCACGAAGAGCAUCUACAUCCCAAGAGGCGUUAACAUCGGAUCCCUUAACAGAGACAUCAAGUGGGAGUUCUCGCCCGUCAAGAGUCUGCGGGUUGGCAGUCACAUCACAGGCGGAGACAUCUAUGGGAUGGUGUACGAGAACUCCCUCAUCAAGCACAAGAUCAUGCUUCCACCCAAAAACAGAGGCACUGUAACCUACGUGGCCCCACCGGGAAACUAUGACAUCUCCGAUGUGGUGAUGGAGCUGGAGUUCGAGGGUGUGAAGGAAAAGUUCAACAUGGUGCAGAUGUGGCCCGUCAGGCAAGUGCGGCCCGUCACGGAGAAGCUGCCCGCCAAUCACCCGCUGCUGACCGGCCAGCGAGUCCUGGACGCCCUUUUCCCCUGCGUGCAGGGAGGAACCACAGCCAUCCCCGGUGCUUUCGGCUGCGGGAAGACCGUCAUCUCCCAGUCGCUGUCCAAGUACUCCAACAGCGACGUCAUCAUCUACGUAGGCUGCGGGGAGCGUGGUAACGAGAUGUCAGAAGUGCUGCGAGACUUCCCCGAGCUGACCAUGGAAGUGGACGGCAAGACGGAGAGCAUCAUGAAGAGGACGGCGCUGGUGGCCAACACCUCCAACAUGCCCGUAGCUGCCCGAGAAGCCUCCAUCUACACGGGAAUCACGCUGUCCGAGUACUUCCGAGACAUGGGAUACAACGUCAGCAUGAUGGCCGACUCCACCUCCCGCUGGGCCGAAGCGCUCAGGGAGAUUUCGGGACGUCUGGCUGAGAUGCCCGCUGACAGCGGCUACCCGGCCUACCUGGGCGCCCGUCUCGCCUCCUUCUACGAGCGCGCCGGAAGGGUGAAGUGUCUGGGCAACCCCGAGAGGGAGGGCAGCGUCAGCAUUGUCGGAGCUGUCUCGCCCCCUGGUGGUGACUUCUCCGAUCCCGUUACCUCAGCCACACUCGGUAUCGUUCAGGUGUUCUGGGGUCUGGAUAAGAAGCUGGCCCAGAGGAAACACUUUCCCUCAGUCAACUGGCUCAUCAGCUACAGCAAGUACACCCGUGCCCUGGACGAGUACUACGACAAGCACUUCGCUGAGUUUGUGCCGCUGCGCACCAAGGCCAAGGAGAUCCUGCAGGAAGAGGAGGACCUGGCCGAGAUUGUGCAGCUGGUCGGGAAGGCGUCACUGGCAGAAACGGACAAGAUCACUCUGGAAGUGGCCAAGCUGAUAAAAGAUGACUUCCUGCAGCAGAAUGGCUACACACCUUACGACCGAUUCUGUCCCUUCUACAAGACUGUGGGGAUCCUGUCCAACAUGAUCGCGUUCUACGACAUGUCGCGCCACGCGGUGGAAACCACAGCGCAGAGUGACAACAAGAUCACCUGGGCCAUGAUCCGGGAGCACCUGGGAGAAAUCCUCUACAGGAUCAGCUCCAUGAAAUUUAAGGACCCGAUGAAGGACGGCGAGGCGAAGAUAAAGGGCGAGUACGCACAGCUGCUGGAAGACAUGCAGAACGCCUUCCGCACUCUGGAAGAAUAGACGUUCCAUUUUUUGUUGUUGUUGUUAUUUUGUUGGGUCUCCAAUCCAUCACAUUCCGUCUUUUGUGUGUGUGCGCGUGUGUGCAACUUCAUAUGGAGGUCAAAGAGAAUAAGAUGUACUGUAUUUGUGAUUAUUUCAUGCCUGCAUGAUCUUGUAUUAUCAUGUCAUUUUUGUUCACAUCAUCAUCCUAUGUGUGUGUGUGUGUGUUUGUGUGCGUGCGCUCUUCUCCAUUGUAAUUCAUACACUAUCAUCUCUGUACAGAAGAAUUAUGAACCGAAUAUGUAAGGAGAUCAUUCUAUUUAUUGGAACAUUUUUGACGUAACUGUCGUUUUGUUCUUACGCUCGUGCGUGGUUGUGUCGUGUACUUCUGCCGCGUGGAUGUCUGUACGAGUCCGACGGCUCUCGAGUGAUUAAAUGAUGUGUGUGGUUGGGGGAAAAAAACAAAAG